Molecule: messenger RNA, 1072 nt
Organism: Ananas comosus (pineapple)
Lineage: Eukaryota; Viridiplantae; Streptophyta; Magnoliopsida; Poales; Bromeliaceae
Product: fatty-acid-binding protein 1
Exons: 4
Coding region: 52-906 (284 amino acids)
Molecular function (GO): intramolecular lyase activity
Source: RefSeq, a predicted model, not a curated record
UUUUUUUUCGUUUUGUAAACGGGGCUGCCGAUCGAGUGCGUGCACGUGGUGAUGGUGUCUCUCCGCCUCCCCUUCUCGUUUCCUCAGCCCCCUAGGCCGCCCCGCCGUUCCAAUGCCGCCUCCCACUCCUUCCCUCCAUCCACGGCCGCCGCCGCCGCCGCCGCCGCCGCCGCCGCCGGUGUCGCUUUUGGCCUCGCCAUCUUCGUCCGAACUGCGGAGCCAUCGCUCGAGGGGCCACCGCGCGGCGCUUCGCCUGCGUGGGCGUCGAUUUCCCUCGCGGACGCCCCGUCGCCGACGUCGGUGGAGCCGAAGAGCGGCGCGGCUUUUCCCACCGCGCUGGAGGAUGGCCGGCGCCUGCUCGGAGUCGGGCUGCGAAAGACCAACAUCUUGGGCCUCAAGACCAUUGACGUCUACGCUUUCGGUGUUUAUGCUGAUGAUAGUGAGGUGAAAAAGUUAAGAGAAAAAUAUGGAGCGCUCUCGGUCCCUGAACUGAAAGAAAAUAAGGAGUUCAUUGCUGAUGUUUUGGAGAGUGAUCUAUGCAUGACAGUUAGGCUCCAAAUAGUGUAUGGAAAACUAAGUAUUCGUUCAGUACGUAGUGCGUUUGAGAAAAGUGUACGAAGCAGGCUUGAGAAAUUUGGCAGAUCAGACAACAAAGAACUACUAAAAAGUUUUGUGUCCCUAUUCAGCGACGAAUACAAGCUACCGAAGGGAUCAGUUAUCGAACUUUCAAGGGAAGAAGGCUAUGUUCUUCAAACGAGAAUUGAUGGAAAGGAAGUGGGCCGCAUCCAGAGCAAGCUCUUGUGCCGAUCAAUAUUAGAUCUUUACUUGGGCGAGGAUCCGUUUGACAAGAAAGCUAAAGAUGUUAUUCAGCUCAAUUUGGCCAGUAUUCUCAAAGGAUCCAAUUAGACUUCUGUAAGAAAAUCUUCACCUAAUAUGUUUCUCUGCUCAACAUUUUUCUUCCUUGUUUUCCGUAAUAAUUGAAUGAGCAUUUAAUCUAUUACUGAAUGAACAUUUAAUCUAUUACGCCAUUUGUUGCACUUUGUUAUUUAAUAAUAUCCGCUGCUUCCAUUAA